Messenger RNA from Rhizophagus irregularis DAOM 181602=DAOM 197198, 828 nucleotides. NCBI's taxonomy places the organism in Eukaryota, Fungi, Glomeromycota, Glomeromycetes, Glomerales, Glomeraceae. The record is from RefSeq and is a predicted model, not a curated record.
AUGGUUCAACUUUAUGCAGAUGUUAUUUUAUUGAUUAUGCUUGAAUUACAAGAUGAUCUUUCAUCUUUACAUUCUUGCGUUCUUGUGAGUAGAUCUUGGUCUCGGAUAGCCGUACCUUUCCUAUGGAAAUAUUUCUCUUGUAUCAAUGGAUUUACCUAUAAUCGUGACAGGGAAUCACGUAUAAAAUUAUACAAAGUAAUAGCCAAUUUUUUGCCGAUUGAAUCAGAAAACCUUUUGAUCAAAAGUAAUAUUAUAUUGCCUUCAUAUAAAUUACCAAGAAAACCAACAUUUGAAUAUAUGAAUUAUUUUACUCAAAUCACGCCAUGUUGGAUUAAAGAUAUGGUGCAACUUUUUAUUGAAGAAGAUUCUAUUUAUAAAAAAAAUUUAUUAGAAGUCCAAAUUUACAAUUUAAUUUUUAAAAAUUGUAAAAAUAUAAACCAUUUUUAUUUGAAUACUGAUAUAAAAUUCUAUAAUUUUCCAAGUGUGGGAUCAUUUUUUUUAAAUCUACAAUCUCUUGGAAUUAGUUUUGAAAAUAAUAUAGUAACUUCAAAAACAUUACUCGAACUUUCCACUAUUUGCCAAAAUAUAAAAAUUUUAGAGAUAAAUUAUUGUAAUGAGGAUUCUAAAGGUUUAGCUUCAUUUAUUGAAAUGCAACAUGAUCUGCGGUACUUAUUUUUACAUUUUAUUAAUAAUAAUAAUAAUAAAAACAAAUAUCCAUUAUUAAGCAAUGUAAUCAAGGAAAAAGGCUGCCAUAUUAAAAAUAUUUUUGGUAACACUACUUAUCGAUCCUGGUUCAUUUUUAAGUUUAAUAAAUCCACAACAUUAUGA